This is a messenger RNA of Pseudogymnoascus verrucosus, 1720 nucleotides long. RefSeq lists its product as uncharacterized. Bases 467 to 1333 code for a protein of 288 amino acids. The transcript has 5 exons. NCBI's taxonomy places the organism in Eukaryota, Fungi, Ascomycota, Leotiomycetes, Thelebolales, Thelebolaceae. The record is from RefSeq and is a predicted model, not a curated record.
CAUCGAUUUCAGCCGGGUAGCUGUCUUUGGAGUCUUUGUACCAGGCUUUUGCUGCUUUUCUGCUUCAAAAUGUCUUGAAGAUACUUAAUAAAUACACUAACUACUUGCUCUAAAUCUUCUCCUUUGACUUCCUUGCUAUGUGCUCCUUCUUGCUCCUUCUUGCACUAACAUAAUACUAACACCGUCGACCCUGGAAGACCCUGAUUCCACGCAGUCACCACCACCAGCCUAGUCGAAACCAAGGACAAGGAAGGGACAAGCACCUUCUCCUUCCUCUCUACUUGACUCUUCUUCUUCAACUUCCUCACAAUUCUACGAACACAGGUAAUCCGUACAGAAGGUUGCAGACAGGUUCGGGGUCGGAAAGUUCACUCAGUUCCUCACAGCCGCUCUUCCCCACUCUCCAACACACCGACGCCCCCGAUACUCUUGACACCGUUCUCGAGACGCCGUGCAGCAUAUCAAAAUGGAUAGACUCCACCAAAUUAACCCCUUCGCCAAGCGCGAGACCCACGACGCCCAGACGAUUUUCUGGUAUAAGAUCUUUACCACGUUGUCAUGGCUCCUGGCCGUCGUCUCCAGCGUCUACUACACCUUCCACGCGCCAGACGAUGAUGUUACCAAGCAGCGCACAAUCUGGGGCCAGAACAGACACCACCACACCGCCUUUGCCCUGAACUCGUGCAUUGCAUCCAUCUACUGGAUCUUGCUCUUCGUCCUUCAAGGUGGUUACAUCUGGCACCUGUUCUCCCCCAACGCCGACCAUGUCCAGGCCGCAGCCUCAGUCGGGAGCCACUUCAUCUUCAACAACCUCCUCCACUUCGGCUUCGUCAUGCUCUUCGUCCGCUCCCACUUCGUCUGGGCUGAGCUGAUCCUCAUCGUCAACUUCUUCAACCUGUCGUCGCUCUACUUCCGCUACCCUGCCUUGCCUCGCUUUGUCCACCUCCCAGCUGUCUCGGGACCCCUGGCCUGGGCAUUCGUUGCUUUGUACUGGAACGGAGCUAUUGCUUUCAACGCCGAGGGCUUGUUUGGCCGCAUCCUUGCCAACGUCGCAGUCUGGGGUAUCCUUGUCUACGGACUUUUCUUCCUCGUCACCUUCAAGGACUACACCAUGGGCUUCUCCCUCAGCGUCCUCAGCGCCUCCCUCGGUGUCGGCCAAUUUCUCCGCCAAGUCAUCGCCUUCCAGUGGAUCUUCGCCUUCACCAUCAUGGCCACCCUCUUCGUCGCCACCUUCGUCAUCACCCUCCCCGAGAUCUUUGGCGGCCGCUUCACCAGAGGCGAGGCAGUUGUUGCCGAGGACCAGGAGAGAGCUCCUCUCUUGGAAGACAACUAAACCAGUCAAGAGGACGGAUAAUCUCCGUGUGUCAAAGAAAGCCGCAAGGCUGCAGAAAGGGUUUAUGGAUUUAUGGUCUAUAUGGUCAGUUACGAGUGCUUCGCUUUUGAUGUUUUAUUGUGGGGAUUGGAUCACGUCCGCGCUCAUUUUUGAAUGAACUUAAUACUCCGCUCUUCGCGAUGGAUGGAUGGAUGACUGCUCGUUUUUGUUUUCCCGCUGGAUUUCAGUUUGAAAUUUUUCUCAAAUGCAUGUCUGGGAGUUUUUUUGGAGGACGUAAGGAUCUAUUCGAGCAGAUUGACACAGAAUACAGAUUGAGCAGUAUGGAACUUACGUAUCUUUGAUCUCUGUUCUAGCUUAAUUUAAAUAAAUAUAAAAAUGUUUCUCUCG